Dromaius novaehollandiae (emu) is the source of this 4510-nucleotide messenger RNA. RefSeq names its product interleukin-31 receptor subunit alpha. Gene Ontology annotation, cellular component: signaling receptor complex; external side of plasma membrane. The record is from RefSeq and is a predicted model, not a curated record. Gene Ontology annotation, biological process: cytokine-mediated signaling pathway. Lineage: Eukaryota; Metazoa; Chordata; Aves; Casuariiformes; Dromaiidae. The coding region runs from base 641 to 3262 and encodes 873 amino acids. Gene Ontology annotation, molecular function: cytokine receptor activity; cytokine binding. The transcript is spliced from 18 exons.
AGGGAACUGGCAUGCUUUUCCGGGCUAGCAGAGACGGGAAGCUGACACCUAGAGAACAACGUGCUGGCGGGGGAAGUGUGUCAGUGUGCGAGGCAGAGCUAUGGCUCUGCUUGACUAAUCUUUUUUGUGGGUUUUUUGUUUUGUUUGUGUUUUGCUUUGUUUUUAUUUAAAACGCUUUAUCUAGAUCUACUACUUUUUUUGGUCUACUUUCUUGCCUGGGACAUAUAUUUCCUCUACGUUAUUAACUUCCAUCACGGAUCUUUUGGACUCGGGACAAGACCUCUGAAUGACUUCUGUAUUGAUAAAGGAAAAAGCGCUACUUGGGCUGUGCCUGGUGAUUUCCUACUUUAUGGCAUCCCUUUCUAAUCUUGGAGGGGCAGAGCUUGCAAUCCCACGUUAAGAGAAAUCCCUGUUCAGCAACUGUGGCUAUCACAGAAUUAUUUGGGAUCAAAGAAUACAGAAUAUGCUCAACAGGGCAAAAAACUUGCUUGGAAAGUAGUGACUUGGAAGCAUGUAAGGAUCCUUAUAGAUGACUGCCUCAACUGUUGGGAAAAAGGGCUAAUGUUGUCCUUUGAUAUAUGUCAAAUAUAUAUAACCAGAGGCAUAGCAGUAUUUCCUGCAGCUAGCUACUGAAAAGGAAAUGUUCUACUAUUUGAUUUGGAUGCUUGUCCUGCUCUCCAGCAGCUCUGCAACAGAUGAAAACUCUGUCAGAGAUGCUGACAUUUUCCCUUUAUCUCCUGAAAUUGAAAGAGGAUCCACCCUGAAACUAUUUUGUGUUCUUGGAAAACACUACAUGCCUCACAGAAAUGCAAGCCACAUCAUCUGGAAAUUGAAUCAUGAACUGAUUGCUCAGGAAAACUAUAAUGUUGUCAACGAGACUGUAUCUAGCGUAACCAUCCAUAAUUUCACUUACAACAAAGCACAUGUGAAAUGUUUUAUUAAGUAUCUAGGCAAAGAACAACUUUUGGUUCAUACUGAAGUUAAAUCUGGCUUUCCGCCGGACACACCAGGAAAUAUUUCCUGCAUUUAUUACUUCAAUGUUGAACUUGCUUGUAGCUGGACUUCAGGAAGACAAACGAAUCUUACAACAAACUAUACUCUUUAUAGAAAAAUGAUGAGAGAACAAGGUGUGACUAUUCCAAAUAUGGUUGGCUCCAGCUGCCAAAGCAAAACUGAGUCAUGUUCAUUUUAUUACCCAAAUACCCCAUAUAGCAGUUCUUUUUGUUUUCAGGUGAAAGCUGAAAAUGUUUUGGGUGAAGCAUCAUCAGAUUGUGUUCCUAUAGCUUUGGAAAAAAUAGAGAAAUUUAAAUUUCCGCCUGAAAUACUUUCAGUAAAAAAAAUUGCUGGUGUAAAGCAGUUGCUCGCAGUAACCUGGAAAAAACCUGAGAAGAUUAUACCUUCUCAAGACUUAAACUGCCGGGUUCGAUACAGGAACUUGUAUUCGAACUCUUCGGAAACUGUUCCUGUCACCCUGACUUCUGGAGAGAAAAUAGCAUCACUUAAUCUCACAGGUCUGUGGGAUUCCACAGAGUAUGCAGUUGCCAUUCAGUGUAUCAGUGUUGAAUCAAAAUUCUGGAGUGAAUGGAGUAGAGAGAAAAUGGCAAGCACAGAAGAGAAAGCUCCCUCAGAAAAAGUGGAUUUGUGGAGGGUAAUUGAAUCUUCAUGCUCAGCUGGAAAUAGAUCUGUACAUCUUAUGUGGAAGCUAUUAAAUCACUUUCCACCACCUGGGAGAAUUCUAGGCUACAGAAUACAGUAUUUUCCAGAAAACAAUGCUUCUCUUAUGAUGAUGAACAUCACUACUAAUAAGAAAAUUACUUUACUUUUAAAUGAUGAGGCGUAUAUAAUAUCUGUUAUUGCCUAUAAUUCUGCUGGAGAUUCUCCUGAAGCUACUUUGAGGAUUCCAUCUACUGAUGAAAAAACUGCUCAGAUUAUUGAGGCAGCGAGGACCUUUACAGCAAAUGAAGAAGUGGUUGUGGAAUGGAUGGCCUCCAGAUCAGAAGUAACCAGAUAUGUUGUUGAGUGGUAUGAGGACCUGGAGAUGGAUCCUUUUUGUAGAUCAUGGCUAUAUAUAUCAAAUUCUACAAACUGGAGAACUAACAAGAAAACCUUUAAACCAUUUAUAUGCUAUAACAUCUCAGUGUAUCCUCUCUAUGGAAAUAAAGUAGGAGCUCCAUAUUCCAUGCAAACUUAUGUUCAAGAAAAAAAACCAUCAGAAGGACCUGUGGCUGACACAGGCAUUCCAGGCAAAAAUGAAAUUACAAUUAAAUGGAAGGAAAUUUCAAAGGAUAAACGAAAUGGCUUUAUCAGUAACUAUACAAUAUUUUAUAAACCUGAAGGUGGAAAAGAAUUGAAUGAAACUGUGAACCCUGAUGUUCUGCAAUACAGACUGAAGUCCUUACAAGCGAAUACCCAAUAUACAGUUCAUAUCAUGGCAACCAAUGAAGCUGGCGGAACCAUGGGAGAACCAAAAACCUUCAAGACUUUGAAAUUCAAUGAAGACGACAUUAUUUUCAUUGCUGUACUAGUUGGAUUAAGUAUGUUGGUUUUGUUAGUCCUUUGGAUAACAUGUAUUCUUAAAAAGCAUGUGUUGAAAAAAGUUUGUUGGCCUGACGUACCUAAUCCUGCAGAGAGCAUUGCAGUAGAAUGGCCUCUUGAUGCAUCUAUGAAUAAUUCAUUCCUGAAGGAAGUAAUGUCUGAGGAUAAAACCAUAGGUGGCUUGGAAGAUGUAAGUGUUUUGGAACCCUGUUUUCCUGAAGAACAUGAAGACUCACUACUAAUGAAUCGUGAAAACCAUGUUUCAGAAUAUACUGAUACUAAUACAAAAGACAUGAUUAAUGGAGAUAAAACGAUACCAUAUAAUGAAGAACAUGAAGCUGCCAAGCAUCUUUCACCAUCCAUGCCUUAUACGAUUUCUGACCAAGAUUUCAGAAGUCAAGUGCUUUCAAAUUUGAUACCAGCCAAGCAAAUUCAACCCAUAGAAAUGCUGGAAGAUGAUUUACAUGAAUCCCAACAUACUUCACAUCAAAAUGAAGAAAAUAAGGAAGAAGCUUUAAACCUCUCAGAUCUCAAUGAAAAAGCAGUGUUCAAUCCAUACCUUAAAAAUUCUGUUAAUACAAGGGAAUUUCUCGUUUCUGAGAACUUGCCAGAACACAGUAAGAAUGAACCCAAAAGCCAGUCAACUGCCAUAUCUCCUUUUCAACAAAAUGUUGUAGGACAAUCCUAUGUAACACUGGACGUGGUUAGGCUGGCCACAGCUCAUUAGCAUGAGAAACCUUUCUCCCCUUGUGAGAUUUAUCCUGGCAGUGCUGCCUUUUCCAUAUUCAUGUGUUCUAACCUGGAUGAUCUCUGUUACUCUGGGUGAAAUUACCCCAUUCUUUUGAAAGGCUGUGAAGUAACUAAUGCACUGCAUUUAUACCUGUGAAAGUUCACUUCAACUGUUGUUUCUUUUACCUGUUAGAUGUAUAAGAAAUGAUGCAGAGGAGUCAGCUUUUUUAUUUCUUCUUAGUUCUCCCAUAUUAGUUUAUUAAAACAAGCUGAUCUUUCCUGUGAGAACAUCCAGCAGUGCAAGUAGCUCACCAAUUUCCCUCCAGGUGACUGGUAGCUGAGCACUGUUGGGGCACAAUGUACUUAUCUGAGCAGAGCCAGGGUCUGCCAAAUCCUUCCUUGAAGUUAAAUGAAGUAGAACUACUUUCCUACUCUUCUUUCCUCCAAUUGUUUGAUUUUGGAUUUUCUGUAGUGUUCCUCCUAUUUGGCAAGUAAUUAGUAGAUUGCAGUCAUCAUCUUGUUGUAUCCUGGCUCCUGAGUUAACAGUUGGCUCAAGUUUUCCUAUCUUUUGUUGAGAAGAUAUUUGUCAUGUAUAUGUUAUUGACUUAUCUACAUUUUCAAAAAGGUAGGCUUCUGCUGGCUUUCUUGCUUCCUUCCCCUCAUCUCUUGUUUUUAAAUCUGUAUUUUGUGCGGAUUUUCAUGUCUCCUCUUCAUUUUCUACUUACAGCUGUUUACUGCAGGAUAUCUUAUCUUAGUGUUUCUUCGCCUCUAAUUUAUUCUAGCUUCAGACUGUUUUUCCCAGUUGAGGUUUUGGUAUUUUUAACUGGGGAAAAAAAAAUCAGCUAAAUAUAGCAUCUUAUGCUGGGAUAAGCACUGAAUUUAUAUUUAGGGAAGUCUUUCUCCUGUAAGUAUUGAAAAAACACUACAAAACAUCUGCAAAAUAUCCAAAGAUGUCCUCUAACUGAUUUAGAACUAGAGGUUUCUACAGGAAGGCUGUAAGUUCUGAGUCAUAAAACUACUUGCAGUUUGUUCUAUGCAGCAAAUGAACAUGUUAAUUAAGCAGGAAACUCUCAGUCUGAUUUUUUUCAGCAGAAAAGAGGCUAUUACUGUAAAAUUAUCACCAAAAAUAUUUAUUAUAUUGAAUGACAGAUUAAAAAGAGAUGUAUUCAACUCUGAAUAAAAAAAUGUUAAAAUGGUGCAUUAGGUGUGGUAUGUGCCUGGCAAUAAAGUCAUUUUUAGACUUUAA